AUGGUGACUUUGGCAUCCGUGCACCGGCACCUGGGCAACCUCGGCAGAAACAUCGCCCAGGCGGCCACUCAGCCCUCCAAACUUCAGGCAGUGCUCUGGGCCACAGCCGGGGUGAGCUCAGUGGCUCUGCGACCCAACUUCUCCAGCCCUGCCUGGGGGGACCGGGGCGCGGUCAGCGCUGCAGCCCGGCAAGGUGGCCAGGUCCAGGCCGCCUGCAGCCUUUGCUCCGCCCGCGGCAGGGGCGCUCGGGCCUGCGUGCCACGUAGUCGGGUCUGGGCGGGCGGCCGCGGGCCGGGCCAGGAGGGGCGGCGGGGGCUCCCCAGCAAGGUCCGGGGGGUGCGGCCCCCGGCAGACUCCCCCCGACCCCCGGCGGCCCCUAGCGCCCCGCAUUUCCUCCCGGAAGUCGUGCAGGAAAUCCGAGCGCGGCCGGGCACGCCGGGGCGCAAAGCCUGCAGCCCGGGCACGGGGGGCGCCGCGAUCCCGGGCCGCGUCCGCGCUUUGGGGGCAGCUUUCGGGAGCCGCCGCGUCCCCUCGAUUCUGGAAAGCAACAAACACGGCCUGGGUGACCGGGGACCCCCCGGCCCCGUGCCUGGUCAUGCGAGCGCGGGACCACCGGGUCCGCCUGGUCCCCGCGCGCGGGCGGACCGCGGGGGACUGUCCCCGCGCCCCGAGUGGCCAGAGAAACUUGUCACCUCCGGGAGCCAAGAUGGCGCAAAGGGCGCAGGGACAGUGUCCGGCGCCGGGAGGCCACCCCGCCGGGUCUCCCCCGUCCCCUCUCCGCGGGCCGCCGGCCGGGAGGACUCGGGAGCAGGACAGCGCCGCCGGGUCCCAGACUCGCCGCGUCGGGCGCGGCCCGCUCGGCUUUCGGGUCCCCAAACUUUGCGCCGCCACGCGAGCACCGGGACCGGUUCCCGGAGCGCAACAAGUGGCAGGGCCCGGCCCGGCCCGCGGGCGCCGCCCCCACGACACCUCCCGGGACCCCCGAGCCCCGCGCCCACUCCGCUGAGCUUCACCCCAACUUGGCCAGCCGGGAGGCGCCGACCUGCAACUCCGCCGGGGUGCAGGCGGACGCCCCCGAGCUGCCCGAGGGGUCUCCAAACCGCGCCCCGCGGCCCCCUCCGUGCCCCCGAGCCCCCCGAGCCCCGAUCCGCGCCCUGGCCCCGAGCGCCCACGCGCCCACGUCCCGGGUCCCCGCGCCCCCCGCCCGCGCCUCGGACCCCGUACCUGCAGCCCCGGCGGGCAGAGCGGGUGCGCCACGUCGCGGGCCGGGCGCGCCGCCCCGGGCCCUUUAUACCGCACCCCUCCCCGCCCCUCCGCCCCGCGCCCCUCCGGGAGCCGCGGCCGAGCGGCGGGACGAGCCCGCGGGAUGAGGGCGGCCGCGGAGCCCGGAGGCGCGGGGACCCCGACACCCAACGCUCGGACGACCCGGGCCCCGGGUGGGGCGCGGGGGGUCCCGGGGCGGCGGGCCCGGGCGGGGGGCGGCGCCGGGGGCGGGCCCCGGGGGUGCGCGCGGGGUGGGGCGGGGUGGCCCCCCGCGGGGAGGAGGCGGGGCGCGGGGGGGCGGGCCGGGGCGGGGCGAGGCGGCCCCGCGCGGCUCUACUCGCCGGGAAGGCGGCGCCGGCGGCGGCUGCUCGGGCUGCGUCCACUCGCGUGCCCGGCGCUCGCAGCGGGCGCCUCUGCAGCCCCCCGGCCCGCCGCGGGCCCCCCAGCCCGCAGCCCGGCCCGCACCUCCCCCGCCGGGGCGCGCCGCCCGGCCUUGUGGCCCGGCCCGGGGGGCUUCCCGCUCCCCCACCCCACAACUCCGGGGCGCCGCCGGCUGCGACCCCCAACUUUGCCUCCUCGCCCCCGGUGCGCGCGAACCGGACCCCGAGCGGCCACCCCAGCUCGGAGCGCAGCCCCUUCGGAGAGGGACCUGGGAGCGCCGCGGCGGCUGCCUCGACUUCCCCCGCGGGCGCGGGAGAGGACCCCCGGAGCCGGAGGAGCGGCCGGAGCGCGGCGAGUCGCACCUGGUGA
Sorex fumeus (smoky shrew) is the source of this 2013-nucleotide messenger RNA. Its product is annotated as basic proline-rich protein-like. The record is from RefSeq and is a predicted model, not a curated record. The transcript has 3 exons. Lineage: Eukaryota; Metazoa; Chordata; Mammalia; Eulipotyphla; Soricidae. The coding region runs from base 1 to 2013 and encodes 670 amino acids.